Molecule: messenger RNA, 7166 nt
Organism: Anolis carolinensis (green anole)
Lineage: Eukaryota; Metazoa; Chordata; Lepidosauria; Squamata; Anolidae
Gene: col4a3
Product: collagen type IV alpha 3 chain
Exons: 52
Coding region: 295-5343 (1682 amino acids)
Biological process (GO): extracellular matrix organization
Cellular component (GO): collagen trimer
Molecular function (GO): extracellular matrix structural constituent conferring tensile strength
Source: RefSeq, a predicted model, not a curated record
AUCCCCUCCCUCCCAGGCGCCAGAAGGGGCUCGCAUUUUGCUUCUCCUCCCACGAGACUCCCACUCCCACCCCCCGCAGGUCAUUUGCCACCGGCUUCGGGUCCCGCCCCUGGGCUAGCCCUUUGCUGGCCCUACGGACGCGAAGGAAAGCGCCUUGAGGACACGGAGUUGGUCUGCUCGAAUUGGGAGGGGUGGCUUAAGAAGAAGAAGAAGAAGAAGAGGAGGAGCAACUGUGUUGCCCCCUGCCUUGGAGCCCUUCCUCGGGCCGGAGACGGAGGAGUCGGGGCGGCAGGCAUGGGAGCAGCGGGGCGGCCCGGCUCUUGGCCCCUGGCCCUGCUCCUGGCCGCCGCUUCCCUGCUGGCCCUCCACGGGCAGGACAUGGACCCCUUCCCCGUGGCCUUCGCCGCCAAGAACUGUGUAUGCAAAGGCAAAAACCACUGCUAUUGCGAUGGGACAAAAGGCAGUAAGGGUGAAAAAGGCUUUCCUGGUUAUCCAGGUCAAUCUGGUCAGAUGGGAUUUCCCGGUCCAGAAGGUCCUCCUGGGUUGCAAGGACCCAAGGGAUUUCCAGGGCCAGUAGGCAUUCCUGGGCCUAAAGGUUCAAGGGGUAUACCAGGAAUCCCUGGUUAUUCAGGGCCCCCAGGCCUACCAGGUAAGCCUGGAAAUGCUGGCCCUCCAGGACGUUUAGGUAUACCAGGGUGCAAUGGGACAAAGGGUGAGCGAGGAUUCCCAGGAUUCCCAGGGCAAGAGGGUUUACCAGGAUUACCAGGUCCUAAAGGCACCAAGGGAUUAAAAGGAUGCUCUGCAACUGCAUAUGACCGUGGUUAUAGUUCCCAAGGUGAACCUGGAAUGCCAGGAAGACCUGGAUUUCCAGGAGAACCAGGACCUCGAGGGGUACCAGGAGAGCUUGGUCUAGAAGGCCCUCCAGGAUUUCCAGGCUCACCAGGAAUCCCAGGAGUCCCAGGGCCCAAGGGUCUCAUGGGUACUAAAGUCAUUGGUGCGAAAGGAAUUAAGGGUGACCUUGGACUAAUGGGCCCUCCUGGACCAACAGGAACUGUUAUUGUGACACUAACCCGAGCAGAUAAUACAACGGAAUUAAAAGGUGACAAAGGGGACAUGGGUUCUCCAGGACCCCCUGGACCUCAAGGAGCAUCAGGCUUGCCUGGUGAUUUUCGAAGUAUAAGAGGGGAAACUGGGGAACCUGGACCUCAGGGUAGGCCUGGAAGAGAUGGCCCUUCUGGUCCUCCCGGUUUACAGGGAGAAAAAGGAGAGCAGGGUUUCCCAGGAUUGCCUGGGAAAGAUGGUCUCAAGGGAAGAAAAGGUGAUCCUGGUCGGCAAGGAAAUCAGGGUCUAAUAGAGUAUUACGAUGAAAUGCCUGGUGAAAAAGGAAAUAAGGGCUACAUAGGACUGCCAGGACUUAAAGGCGAACCUGGAGCACCAGGACCACGGGGUCCCGAUGGUGCCAUUGGUAGGCCAGGUAUUUCAAGACCUGGGCCAAGAGGUUUACCAGGCUCGCCAGGUGUCAGAGGAAAAAAGGGAGACAGAGGACAACCUGGCAUGAAUGCUAUUGGACCACCUGGACCUCCUGGAAUGCCAGGACUGCCUGGCCCAGCAGGAUCUCCAGGUCUUUCGGGACAACCUGGUAUAAUAACUUUUGAAAGAGGCCCAGAAGGAACUGCAGGAAUCCAGGGGUGCGUGGGGCCUCCUGGCCUAUCAGGAGAUAAUGGAGAAAAGGGUGAACAAGCAGGUCCAUGUAACCAAUGUACCUAUACUACGGGACCACCUGGCCUUCCUGGUACUCCUGGGGCAGAAGGUCUGCAAGGAGUUAAAGGUGUAGUAGGAAUGAUUGGACCUAAAGGAUCCCAAGGAUCACCUGGGCAGCCGGGGCCUCCUGGAAUUCAAGGACUUCCAGGUAUUCAAGGAAACCAAGGUCGUAAGGGGUCAAAAGGUGUUCCAGCCUAUGUGGAUCCAGAAGGUCCAAGAGGAGACAGAGGAGAAGCAGGUCUCAGAGGAACUUCUGGAGAAAGGGGAAUGGAUGGCUUACCAGGAGAACCUGGAUUGAAAGGCACAAGAGGUUCUGUAGGAGCACAGGGAUCUGAUGGUCCAAAAGGAGACAGAGGUCCACAAGGAUCAUCUGGUAGCCCAGGUCUUCCUGGAGAAGUAGGGCUAUCUGGGCCACCAGGAUACGGACCACAAGGAUUGAAAGGCUCUCAAGGCACUCAAGGAGAUCCUGGGCCGUCUGGGUUGCCUGGAACAAGUGGUCCUAAAGGCGAUCCUGGCAUGGUGAUUGCAAUUCCUGGAGCACCUGGGCUUCAAGGUCCAGCUGGCAGACCUGGUCUACAAGGUGUAAGAGGUAGUGUUGGAUCCAGAGGACAGCGUGGUGAUCCAGGCCUCCCAGGACCAGACGGUGACCCAGGCUUAGUACAGAUUGGAUUUCCUGGCUAUCCUGGUUUGAAAGGAGAUAAAGGUCUUCAAGGGUCUACAGGACCACCAGGAUGUCCAGGAACAUUAGGAGAACCAGGCUUGCCUGGAAGACCUGGAAUUUCAGGAGAAAAGGGUGAACCAGGCCCAUUUAUUCCUGGAGCUCAGGGAAGAUUGGGUUCACCAGGUGAAGAGGGAAUGCCAGGUGAGAAAGGUGAAAGAGGAUUCCCAGGUCUCCAAGGACCUCCAGGUCAACAAGGUCAAGAUGGUGCUGAUGGUCCAAGAGGAGAGCCUGGAUCCCCUGGAGUUCCAGGAGAAAAAGGUGUUCCAGGAAAAAUGGGAGACUGUCUUGUUGGCUUACCAGGACCACCAGGUCCAUGUGGAGUAGUAGGUCCACCAGGAGGCCGAGGAGCAAUAGGAGCCAAAGGAGACCCAGGAAUCCCAGGAUUAGACAUCCCAGGGUUUCCAGGACAAUUUGGGCUGCCUGGAAUCCCUGGCCCACAAGGAAAUGAUGGGCCACCUGGCAAUAAGGGGCAGCCUGGCAGACCAGGAGUGCCAGGUAUACCAGGUCCAAGAGGAGAAAUGGGCCUCAUGGGUCCUGUAGGUAAUCCUGGAUUAUCUGGUGUCCCUGGAAAUCCAGGUAUCCCUGGAAUAAGGGGUUCUCCUGGCUUUUCAGGACUAAAAGGAAGAAAGGGCUCUUCAGGGGAGAAAGGUGAGCCAGGGGAUAAAGGCUUCCCUGGAAUAUCAGAGUCCAUUAUGCAUUCCGGAGAUAAAGGAGACAGGGGAGCUAAAGGAUUUCCAGGAAGAAUGGGACUCAAAGGAGAAAAAGGGGAGCAAGGUGCACAAGGAUGUGCAGGUCUUAAUGGCAUACCAGGAACACCAGCCCCAACAGGUCCCAAAGGGGGGAAGGGACUUCCAGGAGUCCUUGGCAGACCAGGGUUACCAGGACCCCCAGGAGACAGAGGAGACAUGGGAGUGCCAGGUAUAAGAGGUGAGCGAGGUUCUCCAGGUUUGCCUGGAUCAUCAGGUCUACCAGGGUCACCUGGCACACCUGGAAUGCCAGGAGAUAAAGGAGAAGCAGCCUGUCCUGGAACUGGGCCCCCAGGAAACCCAGGACCUAAGGGCGAUGCUGGUCUACCAGGAGAAAGAGGACAGAAAGGAGAAAAAGGAUCACCAGGUCAGCCAGGACUGAUAGGAGAGCCUGGACGACAGGGAAAUAGAGGGGAUGCUGGUUCACCAGGAAUUCCAGGGUUUCCAGGACCUGCAGGCGAUAAUGGCCGUAAAGGUAGCAAAGGAUUGCCAGGACAAAAUGGCAUCAAAGGCUAUCCAGGACCAAGUGGUUUAUCUGGUGAUGAUGGACCAGUUGGUGAAAAGGGUAACCAAGGACGUGAUGGUAUUCCUGGACACCCUGGAGAAAAGGGAGAACAAGGUUCCCCGGGUCAAAUAAUCCCUGGUCCUCCAGGCAUUCCUGGUAUGAAAGGCAUCAAAGGCAGCAUGGGGAUGGCUGGUGUUCCAGGACGUCCAGGUGCUAAAGGUCUCAGAGGGGACCCAGGACCUAGAGGACCUCCUGGUAUACCUGGGCAGACAGGGCCUUCUGGGAAACCAGGCAUGGCAGUUGCUGGCCCAAAAGGAAACCGUGGCCUCCCGGGUCUGGAUGGAAAGCCAGGUGUUCCAGGUAUCCCAGGACCCACUGGAUUCCCCACCUAUAGUAUUAAAGGAAGCAAAGGUGUUCGAGGAACAGAUGGCUUACCUGGUCCACCAGGACCUAGGGGUGAUGCUGGUCUACCUGGUCCACCAGGAACUGAAGGUGUUCCUGGUUAUCCAGGUCAGAGAGGUGAUUCUGGUUUCCCAGGAUUUCCAGGCAUAAAAGGAGAGAAGGGUAAUCGUGGGCCACCAGGACCAACGGGUGUGGCAGGGCAUGGAGGUCCAAAGGGACUACCUGGUCAGCCUGGACCAGCUGGGAAAGCGGUUUCUUUUCCAGGAGAUCCAGGACCAGCUGGGCCACCAGGAAUCCCAGGAAGUGUAGGAGACCCAGGGCCUAGAGGACCACUUGGGCUGCCAGGGCCUCCAGGUAUAAAGGGCCAACCAGGUCGUCCUGGGAUUCCAGGUGUGGGUGGGCCACCUGGACUAAAAGGAGACAAGGGAUUUCAAGGCCAAAAAGGUUUGCCAGGAUUGCUUGGGUUUCCUGGAAUACAAGGGCUCCCUGGAUUCCCAGGGACUUCCUUACCAGGUCCACCAAAAAGGGGCUUCAUGUUUUCUCGACAUAGUCAGACAACAAAGAUCCCUUCAUGUCCAUCUGGAACAGUUCAGAUCUACAGUGGAUACUCUCUUCUUUUUGUACAAGGGAAUGAACAAUCACAUGGACAAGACCUCGGUACAGUUGGUAGCUGUCUUCAAAGAUUUACCACCAUGCCUUUUUUAGUAUGUAAUCCCAAUAACAUUUGUAGAUUUGCUUCUCGCAAUGACUAUUCAUACUGGCUGUCAACAGCAGAGCCAAUGCCUUCAGAUAUGAAGCCUAUUUCUGGAAAAGCCUUGGAACCCUAUAUUAGCAGGUGUAUUGUCUGUGAAGGCCCUGCAAUGGUCAUAGCAGUCCACAGUCAGACAACUUCAGUUCCACCGUGUCCUCAGGAAUGGCAGUCUCUAUGGAGAGGAUUUUCUUUUGUUAUGUACACAGGUGCAGGCUCAGAAGCUUCCGGACAAGCUCUGGCAUCUCCGGGGUCAUGCUUAGAGAACUUUUAUGCCAUUCCAUUUAUUGAAUGUCAUGGACGAGGGACAUGCAGUUAUUACUCAAACUCCUACAGCUUCUGGCUGGCCUCGCUGAACACAAGAAGAAUGUUCAGGAAACCAUUGCCGCAGACUCUGAAAGCUGGAGAACUGGAAAAAAUAAUCAGCCGCUGUCAAGUUUGCAUGAGGAAAUCCAAUUAAAGAAAUCCAUCAUGAGAGAACUAAACUCAUUUUGUGGCACAACAGAGAACUAAACUAAACCAAAAAGAUUUUAUGAACUUGUAGUAAUGUGACUAAAACUAAACCUUAUUAGUACCAUGAACUUGAAAAUACCAAUGCUGUACUAUAAUGAAAUAGUGCAAUAUUUUGACUUUUUUUUGUUUCUGGUAAAAUGCAAAGCACUUUCUUGAAAUAAGUUGUUUGUAUUUGCUGUAUUAUAUGGUUGUCACAUUUUGAACUCUGCCAAUUCUGGGUCCACGGAAAUUCUGUAUUACGAUGUCACCAGUUUUUUACGUGCAAGGACUAAAGCCUCAUCUGCAAGCUUGCAAAAAUGGAGUAAACAGGGUAGUGUUUGUUUAUGUAAGUGUCGUCAAAGUGGGUAUUAUUUAAGGUGAAGCAUUGCCACUUACAAUGAACCAAGCUUAGCAAAAGGUUUUGUGAAGUGUUUUGGAAUUUCACCAAAUGUGUUAUCUCUUUACAAGUCAGGUCUUCGGUUCAUUAAGACAUGGGAAUUAUAGCACUAUUAUCUCACUCUAAUAUUGGUACUUGUUGUGUGGCUGGAAAGAGAACUUACUGCAUGAAUUGGUAUGUUGGUUACCUUCUAAAAACAACAGAUAUGCUUGUCUGUUACUUUCUCUUACGAACUGCAAUAUGCCUCUGAUCAUUUAUUACUGACCUAAUUAUGAAAAAGUCAAAUCAUGACAGCUGUGAUAGCUUCAGGGUUGGCCUUGAGGAAGUGUAAGAGCCCAGAAAGAGAAAAACUAGGAGGUAGUGUUUUCUAUAAUCAUACAUGGGUACAUUUCCCUGGCUGGCUGCAACUGUCUACCUACCCAUUAAAAAUACUGCUCUCCUUUAGUCCCAUCUCAUAUUUACUCAAAUUUAAUUAAAUUCAACUGGGUUUUCUUCUUGGAAACCAACUAUAUCUUAAUUUAUUAUUAGUUGCCUUUGGAUUGGAACCAGACUAAAUUAUACAUACGUACUUCCAUAUCAUCAUCAUCAUCAUCAUGUUUGUUUAUACCCUGCUUUUUCUCUCCACAAGAACUCAAAACAGCUUACAUUUAAAGUAUGCAAUACAAUUUAAAAUCUACAAAUAUACAAACAUUAAAAUAGAAUUAAAAAUCAUUGGUAUUUUAAAAUGCAGUUAAAAUCCCUAUAAAACAUAUUCAAACUAAAAACCACAGCACACUCAAAAACCUUCUUCUUUAAAAGUAUUCCUGAAUUAAAAUGUUUUAGCCCGCAUAGAGUUGGAAGAGAUCACAAGGGCCAUCCAGUCCAUGACCCCUGCUAUGCAGAAAUGCAGUCAGAGCACCCCUGACAGAUGGCCAUCCAGUCUAUGCUUAAAAACCCCCUGGAAAACUAGCAGAAUGUUGGAUAAGCAAAAAUGUUGGAUAAUAAGGAGGGAUUAAGGAAAAGCCUAUUAAACAUCAAAUUACAUUAUGAUUUUAAGCACCAAAGCAACAAAUUAAGCACCCAAACAUGUUUUACAAUAAGUCUGCCACUUGUUUGGGAGUGUGGCUGCACUUGUGUUGUUGUUGGGUGUGUUGGCCCGUUGCGCGUUGCUGCCUAGAGAAACAGCUGUGGAUCCGGGCAGAAGGCAGACUGCAUUGGAUAAUACAGAACAUUAGAUGAGCAAAGGCUGGAUAAGCGAGACUCUGCUGUAAAAUGAAAACAUCACUAUCUAACCUCUGUCUAUCCAGAGAGCUGGUGCAACACUGACUAUGACGUGUUUCUAAAUAGCCCCUUUUAGGAGAAAUCAAGUGCAAGUCACCAAAUAAACAAGUGAUGAAGCUUUCUAAAAUGGAAAA